AUGGCUAAGGCUAAGGUUGGCAGUCAUGGAAGCACUAGAAUUGCCUUAUUCUUCAUGGUGGCACACUUGAAUUUGCAAUUCUCGUUGCUGGCGAGACCUGCAGGAGCUGAACAGAGUCCGUUAUACUCAAAUGAGUGUCCUUAUCCUUGUCUUCCGCCGCCAAGUGCAGCCACGGACUGCCCACCACCGCCAUCUCCGCCUUCCCAACCAUUGACACCAUUGCCUCCGGCUGCUGAUCAACCGCCACCUGCCGUCCUCUUUCCGCCACCGGAUGCUGGGUACAUACCCUAUGCUUUCCCUCCACCUAAUUGGUACAUGAAUUCAAUUGCUCCACCCCCUCCCGACCCGAUAGUGCCGUAUUUCCCAUGGUACUACAAGCAUCCUCCCUUCCAGUCGCAAUCACCAGGAGCGAUUCAUUCGCAAGCAAAGGUCACAAUUGUGGUGGUGCUAUGCUUUCUCUACAUUGUUCUUCUUGCAGUUGAGUGA
Messenger RNA from Eucalyptus grandis, 486 nucleotides. Its product is annotated as leucine-rich repeat extensin-like protein 3. Lineage: Eukaryota; Viridiplantae; Streptophyta; Magnoliopsida; Myrtales; Myrtaceae. Bases 1 to 486 code for a protein of 161 amino acids. The record is from RefSeq and is a predicted model, not a curated record. The transcript has a single exon.